GCCUAUGUGAGUGUGUAGCAUACACCCAACAAAAUAUAACCUAGUCUUAGCAUGCCACACAAUAUAAUACAGCUGUAUUUUUCAAUAUGGAUUUUUUUUCACACAGUUAAUGGACAGCACCUGCCACCCCUGCCUCCUCUGCCACCCCUGCCUCCUCUGCCAUCCUCUGCCAUCCUCUGCCAUCUACAAGUCACCUCUGUUGCUCCUGUUAUCACACCUGCCUAACAUAGGCCAGUAUAGGCCUGCUGCCGUGCCCUUCUGUUUCCGUGUGUGAAAACUGAAGGCCUAAUAGAUCUGUUACCUAAUUCUCCUUAUUUUCCUUAUUUAUCUUAUCUUAUUUCUCUUCAGUGAACGUAGAAAGAUUUGGAAGUCAAAAUAAAUCAUUAAUAAAUUAGACUAGAACGCAGACAACAAGAAAAUUAAAGAAAAUACUUUUUCAAUUGAGAGAAUUUGAUGACUUCUCGUAGAGCUCCAGGAAGACCCCAGUAGAGCUCCAGAAAGACCCCCCUGUAGAGCUCCAGGAAGACCCCCUGUAGAGCUCCAGGAAGACCCCAGUAGAGCUCCAGGAAGACCCCCCUGCAAAGCUCCAGGAAGACCCCCUGUAGAGCUCCAGGAAGACCCCCUGUAGAGCUCCAGGAAGACCCCCCUGUAGGAGCUCCAGGAAGACCCCCUGUAGAGCUCCAGGAAGACCCCUGUAGAGCUCCAGGAAGACCCCCCCUGUAAGCUUCAGGAAGACCCCCCCUGUAGAGCUCCAGGAAGACCCCCCUGUAGAGCUCCAGGAAGACCCCCCUGUAGAGCUCCAGGAAGACCCCCUGUAGAGCUCCAGGAAGAUACCCCUGUAGAGCUCCAGGAAGACCCCCCGUAGUGCUCCAGGAAGACCCCCGUAGUACUCCAGGAAGAUCCCCGUAGAGCUCCAGGAAGACCCCCGUAGAGUUCCAGAAGACCCCCGUAGAGUGGCAGAAUGGGCGGGGUGGUCGGAAAACAUGGCUCCUUCCUGCUGGACCACUCAAUGGACGAUGUCUUCCUCCGUGAGUUGAAGGCUGACUCCCUGAAGCACAGCCCUGUCUCUACCAUCACUGGCGGAGACCAGCCUCCACCCUACAAAGAUGAUCCCAGCAGACUGCUGGAAACGCCGGCUGACAGAAAAGCCAGAAAGAUCUCUCACUGGGUCGCUUACUCAACCAUGUUUGUUAUGAACAUGGGAUUUUCCGUUGUCCUCAGCGGCGUCUGGCCCUAUCUUCACGAAGAAGUAAGUGUCUGGCCCUAUCUUCAUGAGGAA
This is a messenger RNA of Cherax quadricarinatus, 1279 nucleotides long. Lineage: Eukaryota; Metazoa; Arthropoda; Malacostraca; Decapoda; Parastacidae. The record is from RefSeq and is a predicted model, not a curated record.